UGCGACGCGACAUGGCGACUGUCAAAGUGACGGAGCAAAAGGUUAUCUUGUGCGGCGAAUACGGCGUCGGCAAGACGUCUAUAUUCCGGCGCUUCGCCAAUAACACGUUCGUUGCCAGUAAUGAUCCUACAACUAUGGGACACUGGUGGCAUGGAAAGAGUGGCGUCUGUCACUUCGAGUUAUUACAAAUUCGCGGAGGCCGCCAUUCUGGUGUUCGCCCUGGAUAACUCGACGUCGUUUCACCUGUUGUCCCAACACUUGCUCGACAUAGUCACGUACGCAGAGAACGCAAAGAUAUUCCUCUGCGGAAACAAAAGUGACUUGGAGAGCGUUGCGCCCCAGGUCACGGAUGCGGAGAUGGAGCAAUUCUGCGAACAAUGCCACAAUUUGAUAUCGGGGAUAUACAAAACGUCGUGCAAGACCGGCGAGGGAGUGAACGAGAUGUUCGAGGAUAUAGCGCAGCAUCUGGUCGAAGCUAACCGGUCGCGAAUGGAGCUUCACGAGAUGGACAAGGACCGAUUUAAAAUCUCGUACAUCGACGAGGCGGCUGAUCCCUCGUGCUUGUGUUAACUCGCGAAUUAAUCCCGCGCACGAACACGACAUUUAUGACUCCUGAGAAUCAGUUUCUCAGGCUCAACGGCGGAUUAUAACGCAAUGUAACGAAAA
Molecule: messenger RNA, 666 nt
Organism: Ooceraea biroi (clonal raider ant)
Lineage: Eukaryota; Metazoa; Arthropoda; Insecta; Hymenoptera; Formicidae
Product: ras-related protein Rab-4A
Molecular function (GO): GTPase activity; GTP binding
Source: RefSeq, a predicted model, not a curated record